AUGGGUCCGAAGAGCGCUCCUGGGUCAAGCGGAGCCUCAUCCUGGACCCUUCCCUCCUCCGGGACUUCUACAGGGAGCAUCCUGAUCGGCCCAGUGGAAGCCCUUGUGGAGCUGAUGAGCACACCUGCUUGCAAUCUACAUGCCUCCAUAUAUGCCCUGGUUCUUCACCUCAUCGGCGCCAGAGACUCAGUGUUCACAACCUGUUCUGGGCUGAGUGAUUGUAGCAGCCCUCUCAUUGCCUCCUCUUCCUCCACAGUGACCUCAUCCUCCAUCAGCUCCCCAGGGAGCCACCUGGACCACGGACCACUCAGCAAGUUUGAUGGAGGCUGGUACAAAGGAGAGUUUCAGCCUGUUGUUCCUGAGGCACUCUCAGUCUCCUCCCUGAUGGCAGCAGACACAUAUUCAGGGAACAGCAGUUCAGGUUGUGGAAUGGCACCUCUGAACCCUAGAAUUGUGGGUGGUCAAAAUGCAACAGCUGGAUCAUGGCCCUGGCAGGUCAGCCUACAGUUUGUUCAGAAUGGUAUGCAAUUUCAUUCCUGUGGAGGUACUCUGAUCAGCAACCAGUGGGUGCUAACUGCAGCUCACUGUAAUACAAGGCCAAACAUCAGUUCCUGGAUUGUGGUCAUGGGCAGAGUAAAUCUAGAUAUCCAAAGUCCUAAUGAACAGAGUCGCACGAUCUCCAAGUUUAUGAACCAUUCUAUGGCCAACUCAAUGUUUGACAAUGACAUUGCCCUGAUUCAGCUAAGCAGCCCUGUCACUUUCACCGAUCACAUCAGCCCGAUCUGCCUAGCAAGUAACUCCAGCAACUUCCACACCAACACCAUGUGCUGGGCCACAGGAUGGGGCAGAAUCAGUAAUAAUGGUAUGUAA
Messenger RNA from Thalassophryne amazonica, 870 nucleotides. RefSeq names its product chymotrypsin-like protease CTRL-1. The record is from RefSeq and is a predicted model, not a curated record. The coding region runs from base 1 to 870 and encodes 289 amino acids. The transcript is spliced from 7 exons. Gene Ontology annotation, molecular function: serine-type endopeptidase activity. Lineage: Eukaryota; Metazoa; Chordata; Actinopteri; Batrachoidiformes; Batrachoididae. Gene Ontology annotation, biological process: proteolysis.